Molecule: messenger RNA, 4606 nt
Organism: Linum trigynum
Lineage: Eukaryota; Viridiplantae; Streptophyta; Magnoliopsida; Malpighiales; Linaceae
Source: the annotation of a GenBank genome assembly
AAUAUUUAAUAUAUCUAUCUGAUCCCUGACCCCUCUGACGCCACAACCCACCGGCUUUAGGCGGUCAAUACGACCGGUGAAUGCCGGUUAGCCGAAGGAGACUGGUUAGAAAUUGACCGUGGUUGAAAUGAUUGCCCGUAGUUUUGACCACUCUGGUUAAGUCUCGGCUUCUCCCCCAGACAAAGAGAGAGAAUGAUAGAGAAGAGAGAGACAAGAGGCGAAGGGGGGUAGAGAGAGAAGAAGAAAGAGAAGGGGUAGAGAAUUGCUAAGCUCAACACAAAACCUGCGGUGGUUGCAGUAAGAUAGAGAAGUAAGAAAGGAAGGCGACGAGAGUAAGCGAGAGACAGCUGGAGAAGAUUUUCCGUGCAAUUGAGCGUUGAUUUUUUGGUCUCUCUGAGAUUGUGUUGUUGUUUGUGGGGGGGAUUCGUUGCUCCGAUCGGAAGCUGGAGACAUUGAAAGGCCGGAGAUGGUGGAUUAGUAUGGAAAUUUCAGCUGAUUUUCAAGAGAUCUGAGCCUGUGGGAGUCAUCCAGUUUCGUUUAUGGCGUCUUCUGAGAUUUCGAUGAAAGGUAACAGUGGGAACGUCAGAGUAGAGAGCUUUUCUUCUGCUUACAGCGAGUCUAACGACGGUAGGAAAGCUAUGGAUGGUCAGAAAGGAGGUGUUGCUCAUUCCAGUGCUCCCAUGGACGCUGAGGCUGCGCUGUACAAGGAGCUAUGGCAUGCCUGUGCUGGUCCUUUGGUGAUGGUUCCUCGUAAAGGACAGCUUGUUUUCUACUUCCCUCAGGGACACAUCGAGCAGGUCGAGGCGUCCACCAACCAGGGGGCAGACCAGCAGAUGCCACUGUAUAAUCUUCCGUCAAAGAUCCUAUGUCGUGUGCUUAAUGUUGAGCUUAAGGCCGAACCUGACACUGAUGAGGUGUUUGCACAAUUGACCUUGUUGCCGGAGGCUAGUCAAGAUGAGAAUGCAGUGAAGAAGGAGUCACCACUGCCUCCUCCUCCGAGAUUUCAUGUACACUCGUUUUGCAAGACCCUGACUGCAUCCGAUACCAGCACUCAUGGUGGAUUUUCAGUGCUUAGGAGGCAUGCUGAUGAGUGUCUGCCACCACUGGAUAUGUCGAGACAACCUCCAACCCAGGAGUUGGUUGCCAAAGAUCUACAUGGCAUUGAAUGGCGUUUCCGUCAUAUUUUUCGAGGUCAACCUCGUAGGCAUUUGCUUCAAAGUGGAUGGAGUGUUUUUGUUAGCUCUAAAAGACUGGUUGCUGGUGAUGCCUUCAUAUUUCUAAGAGGCGAAAAUGGGGAGCUCCGUGUUGGUGUCAGGCGCGCAAUGAGACAGCAAGGAAAUGUCCCCUCCUCUGUGAUCUCCAGUCACAGCAUGCAUUUGGGCGUUCUAGCCACAGCCUGGCAUGCAAUUUCUACUGGAACCUUGUUCACUGUGUAUUAUAAACCAAGGACAAGUCCAGCAGAGUUCAUUGUCCCAUUCGAUCAGUACAUGGACUCAGUAAAAAACAACUAUUCCAUUGGCAUGAGGUUUAAAAUGAGGUUUGAAGGAGAAGAAGCUCCCGAGCAAAGAUUUACCGGGACAAUAGUUGGGAUUGAAGAUGCUGACCCAAAUAGGUGGCAAGAGUCGAAAUGGAGAUGCCUGAAAGUGAGAUGGGAUGAGACUUCGACCAUACCUCGUCCUGAACGAGUUUCUCCCUGGCAAAUAGAACCUGCUUUGGCCCCUCCUGCUCUGAGUCAACUCCCAAUGCCGAGGCCAAAAAGACCCCGAACAAAUAUUGUCCCCUCAUCACCUGAUUCUUGUGUGCUCUCUAGAGAAGUUUCAUCCAAAGUAACUGCAGACCCUGCUCUGCCAGCUGGUGGAUAUGCGAGGGUCUUGCAAGGUCAAGAAUUCGUGACCUCGAGAGGCAAUUUCACUACCGAGAGUAACGAGUCGGAAACAGCUGAAAAGUCUGUUAUGUGGCCACUGUCUGUGGAUGAUGGAAAGGUUGAUAUGGUUUCUACUGGUAGAAGAACUGGACAAGAGAGCUGGAUGCCCUCUGCUAGGCUUGAGCCAACUUACACAGAUUUGCUGUCUGGCUUUGCUGGAAAUGCUGCUGAUUCUUCCCAACAUGGUUAUUCUUCUUCAACCUUCGCUGACCGAAGUUCUGUUCCUGUGAGGAAGCAUGCAAUUAUAGAUCAGGAUGGGAAAUUCAACUUGGUUGGUGAUUCAUGGUCCUUGAUGUCAUCGAGCCUUUCACUCAAGAUGUCGGAUACCAACACGAAAGCUUCAGGACAAGGUAGUGAUUAUUUAGGUCAUCAUCCAGUGCGGUCAAACCUUAGAUACAGUGCAUUUAGUGAGUAUGCUAGGGGAGCUGACCAGUCACAUCUGAACUGGUUGAUGCCUCCGCCAUCAUCAUCUCAGUUUGAGCAUCAUCAUCCCCAAUCAAGAGAAAUGAUAUCAAAGAAUAUUCUGGCACCAGAGCCUGGGAAGUCCACUGAUGGGAACUGCAAGCUGUUUGGCAUUCCUCUCAUUGGUAACUCUUUGGUUCCCGAGGCAGCCAUUUCGCCUAAUAAGAAAGUUACGAAUGACUCGGUUUGCCAUACUAAAGGAAAUGAGGCUAGUCAACAUCAUCAUCCACUUGAUGCUGAUCAGCCGGAAUCAAGGAGUUGCAAAAUAACUAAUGACAGCGAGCACGAGAAACGAUUACAACAGGGCCAUUCACGAGACAAUCUUGGGAAGUCGCAAAGUGGUUCAACUAGGAGUUGUACCAAGGUUCACAAGCAGGGGAUUGCCUUGGGGAGAUCAGUUGAUCUGAGCAAGUUCAGCAACUAUGAAGAACUGAUAUCUGAAUUGGACCGCUUGUUUGAAUUUGGUGGUGAACUGGAUGACCCGAAGCAGAAUUGGAUGAUUGUGUACACUGAUGACGAGGGAGACAUGAUGCUUGUUGGAGAUGACCCUUGGCAGGAAUUUGUUGGGAUGGUCCGUAAGAUUUUCAUCUACACCAGGGAAGAAGUACAGAAGAUGAAUCCAGGGAGCUUGAAUCCGAAGUGCAGCAAUAAUUCUGAUGGAGAAGGCGGCGGGGAGAUGAAGCAGUCGGGUGGAUGCGCGUUGCCGUCUGGCUCGGACAACUGCUAGAAAGCAGAGUUCUUUCAGUCGAUAGGUGGGUUUUGGGAUCACAAAUGCAUUAUGCGAGGCAGUAGGUGCGGAGCUAAAAUGAAAUCAUGACGUGUUUUGUUUUGGUGUUGUGGUUGCAGAUUUUGGGGCUGCUGAUAUAUAUUAUGAAUAGUAUUGAUGGAUGGUGUUAGUUGGUGGAGGAGCAUUUUGAGAAGGGAAGGCAGGUAGCAGUGGGUAAUUAGAUGGAGCAGUAUAAAAUCCAGUUUUGGACGAUUUCUGGAGUUUAGUUUCCAAUGGUCUCUCUCUCUCUCUCUCUCUCUCUCUCUAUAUAUAUAUAUAUAUAUAUAUAUAUAUCUAAGAUAGUAGGGUAAGCAAAAGCAAGCAAAAAAGGAGGAAAAUGAAUGAUGUGUAAGUGUAAUGGCUUCCCACUCCCCCGCCCGCUGCUAUAGGGUUGAUUGAAGCAGUGAUGAUUAGUAAGUAGCAUUGCAGUUUUCAUCUAUCCUUGCUGUAAAUAGAGGAUUGGUUUUCUUAGUCCCUUGCCUCCCCUGCCUGGAAUGGAUGUAAAGCUUUUCUAAAGAGUUAAGUGUAUACAUGGGUGUAGUAGUGGGCUUUAUUAAGUAAAGCCUCUUACAUCGUGGCAGCUUUUAAAAAAAAUUUGUUAUAUAAAAUUGGCCUUUACAUCCCUUUGCCCAUAUGGAACUCUGUAUGUGGAGGACGAGGGUGAUAUGCUUCCCCAAUUGCUGAGGGAGUGGGGAGUGAGCGGUUGGUAGGGAAGGGAAGGGAAGGGAAGGGAUGGUCCCCUACAACUACAACUACAAUACAAUACAACUAGUCAGAGUCUGAUAUGAGGGCGGGGCAGAGCAUGUGCGAGCGCUGAGGGGCGGCUCCCAAUCUGAAUCUGGUGUGGGGCGUGACGCGUGUGAAUAUUGAUGGGUGGUGGGGUUGUUAGGAGAAGAGGGAAGGGGAUGGAACUGUCUGUCAGCAAAACCCACCCACGAAAGAUAGAAGAUAAGGGUUUUCUUUCUUUGUUGCUGCUGCCUCCCAAAGGGAAGAGCAUAUAGCCAUAUUACAUAGUAAGACAAUAUACACCACUUUUGCAUGUCAAAUCAUAAAAAUAAGAAGUAAAAGAUUUUUGCAGGUCCGACAAUAAUAGGACUUUUAUGCCACGAUAUAGGCAGCUCUAUGCUAUCUUUUCGAAAAUAAGCAUAAUCCAUAACUUAACCUCUACACUUUGCUGGGAGAAAGUUAUAGAUCGAGCCCAUUGAAGUUGAAUGCAGUGCAUGCAGCCAACUCAUUUUGUUGGAUUGGUAACCUCAUCAAGACCUUCAACAUAGAAGCAACCUAACCGCGUGGAGGGUAAAAAGUACCAGAGGCCUCCUACGAACAAACAUAGCCCAAAGCUAUAGGCCCGUAUAAACAAGCACGUUGAUGUGGUGGGCCAUCUGUCGACUUAACCAGGGUUGGGUUAAUUGCACCCGAUGGCACUUAAGUGCUAAUAAUGUUGCAGGGUUAGC